Messenger RNA from Drosophila subpulchrella, 4171 nucleotides. RefSeq names its product probable DNA mismatch repair protein Msh6 (gene Msh6). Gene Ontology annotation, biological process: mismatch repair. Lineage: Eukaryota; Metazoa; Arthropoda; Insecta; Diptera; Drosophilidae. The record is from RefSeq and is a predicted model, not a curated record. The coding region runs from base 92 to 3943 and encodes 1283 amino acids. The transcript is spliced from 5 exons. Gene Ontology annotation, cellular component: nucleus; MutSalpha complex. Gene Ontology annotation, molecular function: mismatched DNA binding; ATP-dependent DNA damage sensor activity; ATP binding.
CGAGCAUACUGAGUUUAGGUUUUGGCGCACAAAAUCUCGGCGUCUUAAUCCUGGCUUGUGCGCAAUUCGCAAUAAUUUCUAGGCCGCUAUCAUGUCCAAGAAGUUGAACACAAGUGUGGGCGGAACGCCAACGAACACUUUGUUUAAUUAUUUUGCCAAAUCGCCGGCUGUCGAGAAAAAGAAACUGACACCGAGCGUAAAAACCGAGCCGGCAACCACAGAAAAGGAGAAUCUCAAGAACGAGCAGCCAAAGGUGAAGGAUUCCGGCAAGAAGGAUUCCGGCAAGAAGGACUCCGGCAAGGAUUCCAGCAAAAGGGAUUCCGGCAAGAAGGAUUCCAGCAAGAAGGAUUCCAGCAAGAAGGAUUCCGGCAAGAAGGAUUCCGGCAAGAAGGAUUCCGGCAAGAAAGAUUCCGGCAAGAAGGAUUCCAGCAAGAAGGAUUCCGGCAAGAAGGAUUCCAGCAAGAAGGAUUCCGGCAAGAAAGAUUCCGGCAAGAAGGAUUCCAGCAAGAAGGAUUCCGGAAAGAAGGAUUCCGGCAAGAAGGAUUCCAGCAAGAAGGAUUUUAAGCCAGCGGCGAAGAGGAAGCUGCCGCUUUCCGAAGGCUCCGACGAUGAGGCGGUCACUGGCCAGCGCAAGCGGAAGCGUAUCGUUCAGCCGGAAUCGGAGAGCGAUCCGGAAAUGAACGAAACCAAGUCGGAGGACGACUUCUCCGAAUGCGCCUCCGACUACGAACCGGACGCCAACGAGGCCAGCGAUGAUAGCGUCAGCAGCGGCGAGGAGGAGGUGUCGAUCAGCGAACAUGACGUGUCCAUGGACAGUCCCACACCCAAGAAAUCUCGCAAAAAGUCCAAGAUUCUCAACAACAACAAUGAACCUUCGAGCAAGAAGAUCAAGUUGGAGACAACUAUCCAGCUGGCCGAGGGUUCCACCUUCCAGGAGAAACUGAAGAACCUGCAGAGCAAUGCCAAGAAGGAUGCAUCGUACGAUGAUAUAGUGACCACCACCUCCACUCUGGAUGAGCCCGUCGUGUGGCCCCACCAGAAACUAGAGUUUCUGCAGCCAGACAAGAUCAAGGACAAGGCGGGAAGGCGUCCAGACCAUCCGAACUACGAUAAGAGCACCCUGCAUGUGCCAGAGAAGUUCCUCAAUGGUCUGUCGCCGGGAGUUCGUCAGUGGUGGGUCCUCAAACAAGACAACUUCGACUGCGUACUGUUCUUCAAAGUGGGCAAGUUCUACGAACUGUAUCACAUGGAUGCCGACGUGGGCGUUAACGAGCUGGGCUUCACCUACAUGCGGGGCGAGUUUGCCCACUCGGGUUUCCCAGAGAUUUCCUUCGAUAAAAUGUCCACGAUCUUGAUAGACAGGGGAUUCAAGGUGGCCCGCGUGGAGCAAACAGAAACCCCGGACAUGAUGACCGAGCGUUGCAAGCGCAUCAAGGCCACCAAGUUUGACAAAGUGGUGGCCCGCGAAAUCUGCCAGAUUACCAAUCGUGGAACCCAGGUCUUCGGAUCACAGUGCAAGAUCGGACCGAACCAUCGGCCCACCUAUAUGUUGGCUUUAGUUGAGCAGAAUGAGGGUACUUGGAGCCGGUUCGGUGUGUGCUUUAUAGACACCUCCAUAGGAGACUUCCACUUGGGCGAGUUUGAGGACGAUAAGAACUGUUCUCGUCUACUCACCCUGCUUUCCCAUCAUAUGCCAGUUUUGCUCCUCAAUGAGAAAUCCGCAUUGAGCCAGCGAUCCCAGCAAAUUGUGCGCACUGUAUUGGGCGGAAUCCUCAAGGAGCAGGUUCCCAGUAAUGGAUCGCAGGCCUGUAAUGCAGAAAAAACCCUUAAACUGUUGGCGGAGCGCUACUAUGCAGGAAAUGGUUCCAAUGAUAACUGGCCAUUGGUUCUGCGCACCAUGCAGUCGGAUGUGGAUCAUUUGGGACUCACACCCCAUGACGACUACAAGCUGGCCCUUAAAGCUCUCGGCCAGUGCAUCUUCUUCAUCCACAAGUGCAAGCUGGAGCCCAAGGUGCUGCCCAUGGCACGUUAUCAGCUCUAUGUGCCACCCGAUCAGCUGGCUGAUGUAAAGCCGACUGUGGCCUCUACUUUAAGGCGUUCCCACAUGGUACUGGAUGCCACUACCUUGUCGAAUCUGAGGAUUAUUGGCGAGGAUCACUCCCUGUUCUCCACCUUAGAUCACUGCUGCACAAAGUUUGGAAAGCGACUGCUGCACCACUGGCUUUGUGCCCCGAGCUGCGAUGUGGCAGUCAUCAAGGAGCGUCAAGAUGCUAUUGGAGAGCUGAUCAGGAUGCCAGCGGAACUGCAGGAGGUUCGUGCUUUGCUCGCCCCCAUGCCGGAUUUCGAGCGCAAUCUGGCGCAGAUUCACCUCUUUGGCAACAAGCAAAUCAAGCAAAUGGAUCAUCCGGACUCCCGGGCCAUUCUCUUCGAGGAAAAGAUAUACAACAAGCAGAAGCUACUGGGAUUCAUGGCAGUCCUGAAGGGAUUCAACACACUUACAAAACUGCCCAUGAUGUUCCAUCAGUGCGAAACAGCUUUGCUCAAGAGGAUUACCCAGCUGCCGGAAUCUGGAGGUUCAUUUCCUGACCUUAGCAAGGAACUAAAAUACUUUGCCACUGCUUUUGAUCAUGAUGCUGCGGCCAAAACGGGAGUGAUUGCUCCACAAGCUGGAAUGGAUGCUGAAUACGAUUCGGCGAUGGAUUCCAUUAACGAGAUCGAGGGACGCCUAAAGAUAUAUCUCGUGGAGCAAGAGCGCCACUUUGGUUGUCGUGUUACCUAUUUUGGAAGCGACAAGAAGCGUUACCAGUUGGAUGUGCCGGAAACCCAUGCCAGUAAGGCGAAUAAGUCUUAUACCUUGGAGGGACAAACCAAGGGCAAGAAGCCCUCGCGCCGCUACACCACUGCUGAAACCAGAGCAUUUCUUAAGGAAAUGCAGCACGCUGAAGAGACACGGAACAUGGUGCUCAAGGACUUGGCUCGUCGUCUUUUCGAGAAGUUCUCCAAUCACUACGAUCAGUGGAAGCAAUGCAUCGACUGUGUGGCCAACCUGGAUGUGCUGGGCUCCCUGGCGGAGUACGCUGGCCAACAGAUGGUAAUCUGUGUGCCAGAGCUGGUCUCUGGAGUAGAGCAGCCGUUUGUUCAACUGGAAGAGGGCUACCAUCCUUGCGUAAAUGCCUCCACCUUCAUCCCCAACGGCCUGGAGUUGGGCACAGAAUCGGAGGCGCCACUGUCCCUGCUCACUGGUCCCAAUAUGGGCGGCAAGAGCACGCUGAUGAGGGAACUAGGGCUGCUGGUUAUCAUGGCUCAAAUUGGUGCCCACAUUCCCGCUGCUAGCUGCCGCCUUUCGUUGGUGGAUAGAAUCUUCACGCGUCUGGGGGCUCAAGAUGAUAUUCUCGCCGGGCACAGUACCUUCCUCGUGGAGCUGAACGAAACCUCACUGAUUCUCAAGCACGCCACAUGCCAUUCGCUUGUGUUGCUCGACGAAUUGGGCAGGGGAACCGCCACCUACGAUGGCACGGCCAUUGCAGCCUCCGUGGUUAACUUCCUGGCCAAUCUCAAGUGUCGCACUCUGUUCUCCACCCACUACCACAAUCUGAUUGAUUUCUUUCACAAUGACAAGAGAAUCACCCUGGGUCACAUGGCCUGCAUGGUGGAGAACGAGGACACUGCGGAUCCCACCCAAGAAACGGUUACGUUCCUAUACAAAUACUCAGCCGGUGCUUGUCCAAAAUCAUAUGGAUUCAAUGCUGCCAAAUUAGCUGGAAUGCCACAAGGAAUUAUAAAGCGGGCCUAUGAGCUUUCCAAGAAAGUCGAAGCCAUUGCUCUGCAGCGCAAGAUUACGGCAAAGAUCGUAGCCGCCACCGCAGGAAAUGAAGAUUCAAAGAAGGAGAAAUUAAAUGCUCUUCAAGAAUUACUAAAGCAGCUUAAAAUGUGCCAGGUUUAGGGUUUGGUAUCUCCAUAAUUGAGGCUUUUUGAUAUUUAUGAAGACUUUUUCAAAUUGGAACGUGAAUACGUACGUACACGUUCUUAUUUGCUAUGAGGCAGCUCUGCUGUAGUUUAUGGUAUACGUUGCUUUUUAAGCUUUUUUCAAUAUUUCAAUAUGUACGAAUUUCAUUUUUUUUAUAUUUCUUAAGUUCUCUGAAGUAAAAACAUGUGCCAUCACCAAAAUCCA